AUGAAGAAGAUGUACCCCGACGCUCGCCUUGCUGGCCUUCGCUCUCCUGGGUCUGGCAGCUACUGGGCCAGCGGCGCCAACUUUACAGCCAGCGAGCAUGCGUCCGCGAUGAUGCUUACGCCGUUUGCUAUCGAGGGCGAGGUGGAUGUCGUGUCCAGGCUGGCGCUGGUCACGGUGCUCCAGUGGCACGAGUCCCACACGGUCGAGGAUGUGUUCCCACGUGAGGGGGUCGGGUGGAACCUGAUAAAGGUUCACCUCCUCACGCACGUGCCAGACUCUGUCAGGAGAGGUGGACUCCCACAUGAGUUCUCCGCAGCCGUGUACGAGAACGCGCACAUCCGCACGUGCAAGCUGCCGUACAGGACCUCUAACCACCGCCAGCCACUGCAGGCCAUCGCCGCACACAACGUGCGCGCUUCGGCGAUGGGGCAGCUGGCCUCUGCUCUCCCAGCACGCAGGCGCAACCAGACCGCGCUGACCCGGCUGACGCUCGCGCGGAGGUCCCUCACUGCGCGGCCGGACCACGAGAGCAGCGCGGCAUCUGUCUUCGACGAUGUCAACACCGCCGUGGGAGGGCUCCUGUUCUACUACGACACCGUGAUGCGCAACGCCGGCCUGCGGCCGUUCCCCGCGUGGGCGCACACGGCGGUGGCGCUGCCGGCCUUCCCCACCGACUACGGGCACAUCCGGCCCCACUACGCCCGUGCCGCUGCAUCGAUGCACGGCCACACGGCCUUCUCCUGCGUGGAGUACCUGUCCUCUGCUGGCCGGACCGUGUACGGGCGGCUGAUCCUGCUGCUGGAUGCAGAGAGGCCGCUGGACGAUAGCAGCUACGAGCCUGCAGAGGUGGCUGUGCUGCAGCGGCUGAACCAACAGGGGCUCGAUGAGUGCACGGGCUGCCAGGUGCUUGAGCCGCCCUCUCUGUUUCGCGGGCUGGCUGUCAUCCCCAUCGACCGGCUCAAGCGUGCUGUCCACUGCGUCCCAUCAUUCGAGCAGAAGGACACAUGGUACCUGAACAAGUGGGCAUAUCUGGUGAACCAGGAAAUCCCCUAG
Molecule: messenger RNA, 1053 nt
Organism: Closterium sp. Naga37s-1
Lineage: Eukaryota; Viridiplantae; Streptophyta; Zygnematophyceae; Desmidiales; Closteriaceae
Source: the annotation of a GenBank genome assembly